Molecule: messenger RNA, 2529 nt
Organism: Emiliania huxleyi CCMP1516
Lineage: Eukaryota; Haptophyta; Isochrysidales; Noelaerhabdaceae
Exons: 4
Coding region: 1-2529 (842 amino acids)
Molecular function (GO): protein binding
Source: RefSeq, a predicted model, not a curated record
AUGGACGCCUUUUGGUCGGGCAUCGCCAGCUCCACGCGCGUGCGCGGCGGCGAAGGCGCGGCGGGAGAUGGGCGACGCCCGGCCUCCGCGCCUCUGGACGCCCAGUCGGAGCCCGAUUCUAGCGACUCGGACGAGGACGGCUUCGAUCCCGACUUUGCCGCGUCGACGGGCGUGCGGAGGUACCUCGAGGCGUGUCAGCGCGAGGGCGUUGUGCCGGUGCAGCAGCUCGUCGCGACGCUCGACCAGGAGAGCGUCUUCCUGGCCCACCGCGGCAUCGGCCCGAGGGGCGGCCGACCCCUGUUCGAGUGCCUGCUCCAGAACCGCCACAUCACCGCGCUCGACAUCAGCGACAACGCGCUCGGUGGGAGGACGGGCAGCGGUACGUGCAUCGCCAGCCUGUGCGAGGCCCUCCGCGCCUCGAAACAGCUCGCCAGUCUCGACCUCGGCCACAACCGGCUCGGCGCCAAGGGCUGUGAAGCGGUAGCCGCCGCCGUCGCGGGCGCUGUAUCGCUGACCGACCUCUCCAUCCGCGGCAACGCGGUUGGCGAUCGAGGCGCGCAGGCGCUCGUUCAGGCAAUCCGCCCGCCCGCAAAGCUCGAGAGCCUCGACCUCAGCGACAACGGCCUCGGCGACGCAGCCGCGCCGGCGCUGGCAGACUUGUUGCUCGCAACGACGCCGCUGCGGAUGCUCGACGUGUCGUGGAAUGCGUUCGGCCCAGGUGGGGCCGUGGUGGUGGCCGAGGCGCUGCAGACAUCUUCCCUCUCUCGCUUCAGCCUCGCAUGGAACGGGAUUGGCGAUCGCGGCGCCGUGGCGCUCGGCCAAGCUCUGUCUGUCAACGCUUCUCUCGAGUUCCUAGACGCGUCGUCCAAUCGCGUCGGCACGAGCGGCGCGGUGGCGAUCGCCGAGUCGCUGGGCAGUAACACGUCGCUCCGCUCCCUUCAGCUCAACGGCAACCCGCUCGGCGAGGAGGGUGCGCUCGCGUUGGUCGAGGCCAUCGGCCGCACUACCUCUGUGCGCGACCUCGGGCUCAAGGACUCGCUCACCGUCACGCUCACUAGCAAGCGGCACUGCAAGGCGAGCAAGUCGGGGACGGGCAUCUUCGACCCGCUCAACCCGACGGGCUCGUACGGGCUCGAUCUCGCCGCGCCGCCCGACCGCGAGGUACUGGAGCGACUGCUCGAGGCGGACCGCAUGGACGAGGCCUCCGGCAUCGACAACUUUCGGAAUGUCGUGUACGAGGGCCGGGCCGUCGGCUUCCCCGACGGGGAGGACAUCCAAGACUGGCCGAUUCCCGAGCGCGGCGUGCUCACCUUUGACUACGUCUCGGGCAAGAAGCUCCCGGGUGGCGCGCAUCCGAUACGCGAGGAGGCCCUCACCUCCUUUUUGCGCUCCUUCAGCAGCCCGGCGCUCUCCGAGCCAACCAAGCUGACCAUGCUGCGCACAGCGGCGACCACACACUACUACCGCGCGGCGCAAGCGCGGCGCAUCAUCUCCCAUCUCUCCUUCCCGCGGCGCGCGGACGCCGCCGUGAUGCUCUUCCGGCGCAUCGUCGACCUGGGGCGCUUUGUGGACGAGGUGUACAGGCCGCUGACAACGGUGGAGAAGAGGGCGCUGAGGGAGCGCUUGGGGGAGGCGCUUGCACCGCUGCUGCCGCCCGAGGAGGAGCAGGCCGAGCUGCUGGCAUCGGAGGCGGCCGAGGUGGCCGCAUGCGACGAGGCGCCCAAGCGGCGGGCCGAACCGCCAUGCGCAGUCGAGGCGCCAUCCACCCUCGAAGAGGCACGGCAGGAGCACGCGGAUCCUCACCCGAGCGGAACGGAUGCAGCAGACGAGGAGCACGCCGAUGUCGGGCAGGGGGCGGCUGAGUCGCCAAAGACCGAGGAGGAGCCGCCGCCGGCAGCGCCAGCGUCAAGGGCAGCCGAGACGCCCGAGAUGCCGUCGGGCGAUGGGGAGCAGGAGGAGGCCGAUCUGACGUCGCCAGAGGCGCUGGAGGGGGGAGAGGUGGGAGCGGCCAUUGCGCCGGCGGCGGGGCCAGCGGGGGCAGCGUCAAGCAUGCCGUCGAGGCAAGGCGACGACGAGCAGACGAGGCUAAGCGACGAUGAUGAAGUUGAGGACAUCUCACCGCCGCAGCCGCUGCUGGGCGACACUGCCGCCCACUUUUGGCUGCUGGUGUCGGCGGUCGGCACGUCGGUGGGCCACGCCGGUUUCUCUUUUGCUGGCUCGCGUCUUCGCAGCAGCAAAUGGGCCGUCCCUGACGGCGGGACCCACCUGGGCGCGCAGGUCGUCAAGACCGACGUCUGCGCGUACAGCGGCCUGCGGAUCUACCCGGGCCACGGCAUCUUCUACGUGCGUGCGGAUCAAAAGAGCUUCAAGUUCAUCAACCGCAAGAGCAAGUCGCAGUUUCUGCAGCGCCUGAACCCGCGCAAGAUCGCGUGGACGCAGCUGUACCGCCGGAUGCACAAGAAGGGCACGAUGGAGGAGUCGACGCGCAAGAAGGCGCGCGCGCGCCCCGCUCGCUUCUCGCCGCGCUAG